AUGCAAAGCCCAAAUUGCCGGACUAUGAGCGCAACCACAAUGAGCCCAAUAAAAGAGCACGAGAGCACAUCACUUUCACCAACUCCGCCUAGAGGCGCAUCCCCGCCUUCUUACAAUGAUGUGAGCGGCGCCGUUAUCAUAGACCAAGAUGGCAAGCCUCAAUUCCUAUCACCAGAGGAAGAGGUAGAACGACAACGUCAACUGCAGCAAGCGGUACGCGAGAAAAUGUUAGGGUUACCACGAACGACAAAGUUUGAAUGGCACCAAGGAACACCAGGAACAUCAGGAACAUUAGCCACAUCAGAAGCUGCAGAAACUACAGGAACUGUGAAAGAACUACAACUACCACCGUAUACACCCCGAGAUGAGAGGAAAUGA
Messenger RNA from Penicillium vulpinum, 378 nucleotides. RefSeq lists its product as uncharacterized. The record is from RefSeq and is a predicted model, not a curated record. The coding region runs from base 1 to 378 and encodes 125 amino acids. The transcript has a single exon. Lineage: Eukaryota; Fungi; Ascomycota; Eurotiomycetes; Eurotiales; Aspergillaceae.